This is a messenger RNA of Hevea brasiliensis (rubber tree), 1801 nucleotides long. RefSeq names its product cytochrome P450 78A9-like. Lineage: Eukaryota; Viridiplantae; Streptophyta; Magnoliopsida; Malpighiales; Euphorbiaceae. The transcript is spliced from 2 exons. Gene Ontology annotation, molecular function: monooxygenase activity; oxidoreductase activity, acting on paired donors, with incorporation or reduction of molecular oxygen; heme binding. The coding region runs from base 48 to 1640 and encodes 530 amino acids. The record is from RefSeq and is a predicted model, not a curated record.
UACGCACACACAAAAUUUAAUAAAACAACUCUUUCUCCAUUUCCUCCAUGGAAACACAUCUAGACAGCUUCUGGAUUUUUGUUCUUCUUUUCAAAUGCAAGUCUCUCUCUUCUCAGAACACCGUUUUUCUUUUUCCUUUUCUGUGCAUGGCUUGGCUAGCCAUGGCUUUUUGCUUCUGGGCUUAUCCUGGAGGUCCUGCCUGGGGUAGGUACUGGUUGAGGAAAGAAAGAAAAGCCAAGUUAAUCCCAGGUCCUCGAGGGUUCCCAGUGCUAGGCAGCAUGAAUCUCAUGGCUAACUUAGCUCAUCACAAGCUUGCAACUGCGGCUAAUCUGUUUAACGCGAAAAGGCUCAUGGCCUUUAGUCUAGGAGAGACUAGGGUUAUAGUCACAUGCAAUCCUGAUGUAGCUAAAGAAAUUCUAAACAGCUCUGUCUUUGCUGAUCGUCCUCUGAAAGAGUCUGCUUAUGGACUCAUGUUUAACAAAGCCAUCGGGUUCGCUCCUUAUGGGGUAUAUUGGCGAACCCUAAGGAGAAUCGCAGCAACACAUCUCUUUUGUCCCAAACAAAUUAGCUUUACAGAGGCACAGAGGAAAGAUAUUGGCUCCCAAAUGGUAUCACUAAUUGCAUUCCAAGGAGGAGAUUUCCCAGUUCGUGAUAUACUAAAGAGAGCUUCACUUAACAACAUGAUGUGCUCAGUGUUUGGGCGCAUGUACGGACUGUGCUCAUCAAAUAGAGAAACAGAAGAACUGAGAGGACUAGUUGAGGAGGGUUAUGCACUACUAGGGAAGCUCAACUGGUCCGAUCAUCUUCCUUGGCUUGCAUGUUUAGACCUUCAAAAGAUCCGGUUCAGGUGUUCUCAACUGGUUCCUAAGGUGUACAAUUUUGUCAACCGGAUCGUUGAAGAACACAGAGCUCAGUUAAACAGCCAAAUUAGACAAGAUUUUGUAGAUGUUUUACUCUCCCUUCAAGGAGCGGACAAGUUAUCAGACCAGGAUAUGAUUGCUGUACUUUGGGAGAUGAUUUUUAGAGGAACCGACACUGUAGCGACUUUGAUAGAGUGGAUACUAGCGAGAAUGGUGCUCCACCCUGAUACCCAAGCAAAAAUCCACUGUGAGCUCGAUCAAGUCGUGGGAAGAUCACGAUCCUUGAUGGAAUCAGACAUUCAUUCAAUGGUUUACUUGCAAGCAGUCGUGAAAGAAGUGCUUAGGCUACAUCCACCGGGCCCACUUUUAUCCUGGGCCCGCUUGGCAAUCUCGGACACUACAAUAGAUGGCUACGACGUGCCCCAUGGGACCACAGCUAUGGUUAACAUGUGGGCCAUAACAAGGGAUCCAGAAAUUUGGGUGGACCCAGUCAAGUUCUGGCCGGAGAGAUUUGUGUGCAAGGGUGCUGGCGUGGAUAUUCAGGAGUUUUCCGUAUUCGGGUCAGAUCUGAGGUUGGCUCCAUUCGGGUCGGGUCGCAGGACAUGCCCAGGGAAGGCAUUGGGUUUGGCCACAGUUAACCUUUGGGUGGGGACUUUGUUGCAUGAAUUUGAGUGGGAGAAAUCGGAUCAUGAACCGGUGGAUCUAUCUGAAGUGCUAAGGCUAUCUUGCGAGAUGGCAAACCCACUUAGAGUCAAAGUGCGGCCUAGGAGAGGAUGCUGAGUUGCGUCUUGUACGCACUCACGGUAAGCAAAAUUCAAAAUUGCAUGAUGUAGUGUAGAUAUGCCUUUGGAGAAAAUUAUUAUGAAUUUAAAAUAUAAAAAUAUGUAAAUUUUACUUGUUUUAUAAAUAAAUUUUAUAAUGAAUAUCGUGUGAUGAAUUUA